This is a messenger RNA of Panicum hallii, 1071 nucleotides long. RefSeq lists its product as uncharacterized. The record is from RefSeq and is a predicted model, not a curated record. NCBI's taxonomy places the organism in Eukaryota, Viridiplantae, Streptophyta, Magnoliopsida, Poales, Poaceae. Bases 115 to 954 code for a protein of 279 amino acids. The transcript has a single exon.
CUCGCCACCGCUCCCAGUAUCCAGCCAAAGCCAAACUCACGCGCGCCACUGCACGACGCAGGAAAAGUAUCGCCGCGCGCUCUUCCCGGCCGCCUCGCUCGCACACCAGAGGCCAUGUCAGGCGGCGUCGGCCCGACGGCGGGGGGCGGCAUCACGCUGCCGUCCAUGGGCGCGCCCCCGCCGCCGCUGCACCCGACGCCCACCUCCCCGACGGCGCGGCCGCACCACCACUACUACCUCUUCUCCAUCAAGCAGCUCAACACGCUGGGCGCGGCCGCCGUGCUCGCCUUCUCCACCACGGUCCCGCUCUCGGAGAUCGCCUUCGCGGUGCUCCUCCUCCCCUACCUCCUCGUCCUCGCCUGGGUCGCCUUCCCGCAGCGCCCCGGCAAGCCCAACCCGGCCGCGCCCGUCUUCCCGGGCCUCGGCGGGCGGCUCCGCCUCGCCGUGCACACCGCGGUGGGGUUCAUCGUCGGCGCCGCGCUCCCGGCGCUCUACAUCCUGGACGGGCUCCGGGCCGGGGACACGGCCGGCGUCGCCGCCGCGGCCCCGCACGCGUUCCUCCUCUCCGCGCAGGUCUUCACCGAGGGCAUCGCUGCGGCGUGGCCGGGCACGUUCUCGCUCCCCGUCAGGGCCGCGGUGCCCGUGAUGUACAGCGCGCGCAGGAUGUUCGCGGCGUCCGAGUGGCUGCGGGAGGAGAUGCAGGAGCGCGACGAGCUCGGGCGUGGCCCGCCCGUGGCGCCGCGGCGGGUGGCGGCCGGCAGGGCGAUCGCGGCCGCCAACCUGGCGUUCUGGGGGUUCAACCUGUUCGCCUUCCUGCUGCCGUUCUACCUGCCCAAGGCGCUCCGGAGGUACUACCUCGGCACCGACCAUGAGGACGAUGGUGACCAUCGCUCGAGCGCGGCGGAGCAACAGCAGAAGCAGCUGCAGGAGGGUGAAGGGAAGAAGGAUUCGUAGAUCAGGAUUAGCUGGAGAUGUGCAUGUCACCUCUGUGUGUGUGUGUGUGCCUUCAUCAUCAUCGACGCUAGUUAUUUUGUUUCAUUCCCCCAAAAAAGGUUCUUUGUUUUCUUUUUU